This is a messenger RNA of Dunckerocampus dactyliophorus (ringed pipefish), 3073 nucleotides long. RefSeq names its product GABA(A) receptor-associated protein like 2 (gene gabarapl2). Gene Ontology annotation, biological process: macroautophagy; autophagosome assembly; autophagy of mitochondrion. Gene Ontology annotation, molecular function: ubiquitin protein ligase binding. The record is from RefSeq and is a predicted model, not a curated record. The transcript has 4 exons. Bases 206 to 619 code for a protein of 137 amino acids. Lineage: Eukaryota; Metazoa; Chordata; Actinopteri; Syngnathiformes; Syngnathidae. Gene Ontology annotation, cellular component: autophagosome; autophagosome membrane; cytosol.
AAGGGAGCACCAUCCUCUGCCAGACAGUGACGUCACCUCAGAUAGACAAACCUGACGUUUAGCAAACGGGCUGGAAUUAUUUUGUUGACGUUUUUGUUUUCAACGCCGUCGACUGCAAUGUUUGAACAUUAAGACAUUUCCUGCUGUUUUCAAGGACCUCCAAUUAGACAUUAGCGUCACGCCUCAGUGCGGGGAUCGAGCAAAGAUGAAAUGGAUGUUUAAAGAGGACCAUUCCCUCGAGCACCGAUGUGUGGAGGCAGCAAAGAUCCGCAACAAAUAUCCAGACAGAGUGCCGGUGAGUUUGCGACUGACAGUCUGCGGCGACAAAGUGAUCGUGGAGAAAGUGUGUGGCUCCCAGAUAGUUGACAUUGAUAAGAGGAAGUACCUGGUGCCCUCUGACAUCACCGUGGCCCAGUUCAUGUGGAUCAUCAGGAAACGCAUCCAGUUACCUUCUGAGAAAGCCAUUUUCCUCUUUGUUGACAAAACGGUCCCGCAGUCCAGCCUGACUAUGGGCCAGCUCUACGACAAGGAGAAGGAUGAGGAUGGCUUCCUGUACGUGGCCUACAGCGGAGAAAACACAUUUGGUUAUAAGAUUUUUUGUACGACAAAGGGUUAUUAACCUUUCACACAAAUACACACACAUUAAGUUUAUGGCUGCACUGUGUUUCAGACAUUUGUGCAUCUGGCCCAGUCUUUUCAUUACCAUUUGACGGCACUUGAAUAGACAAAAAUGCAAUAGAAAAAUACCAUCAAUCAUUGAAUGCACUGAAAGGAAACAACAUAAACACUGCCGUACUGUAAAAUGACCACAGCAAUCUGCGCAUACAACAAGCAUGCCACCUAUUUAUUCUUUUCCUUGUCGCAGGUACAUGUGUUCGCACCAAAGGAGAAACCGCCUAAUCAUGUUGCAUCUGUAUUUACAAAAGCUGAAGUACAUAUCCAAGACGAUAGAAGCAGUGUGCCUAUAAAGAUGACAGAAUAAAAUCAUAAAGAGAUAGUCCUGUCUUGUAUAAAAUAGCCAAAAGCCAUACUUGAUGAUGAGGAAAAUAACCGUAGUAGAGGUUUCCUGUCAGAAAAUGAUGUGAGUAAAAGGUUUCUAAUUUACUAAGGCUGGCUGAUGCUGCAAAUUUUGCAUAUCAAGUAAAUACAGGGCCAGUAUUGCCAAUACAAUACUGAUAUUGAUAUUGAAUGAGUUUGCCUGUAAUUUGUUGAUCGUGAUUGUAAUCAGAAUAAGGAUUUUAGGCAAACAAAAACUGUCUAUCAACAAUGUUAGCCAUCAUUUGUGAACUAUUAACAAUAUCAACAGCACUACAAAAACACAUAUUUGUAAAUAUUAACAUAGAAGAAAAUGUUAAAAUACUGACCCCAUCUCACUAAUAUCUAUCCAAUACUAAUACUACCCUUGACAUCAAUAUUUGCACCAAUCCGCCAAUCCCUAUAGUCCAGUAGCCAAAAGCCAUACUGAGUAAAGACACCUUCCCAAAAAAUGACUUAAGGAAAAGUUUUGUAUUCUACUUUAGUACUUUUGACACUAAAGUAUAGGAUGCAUAAAAUAUAAAAUAUCAAGGCUACAUAAGAAAUAGGUGGCAGAGUCAACCCUCGACCCCAUGACCAAUCGUAACAGAGUAGGCGUGGUCGGAGGAGGAGGCUGCGGAAUCCUGAGUGUUUAAAUCAAGAGAAGAAAAAUGCAGAUUAACCCCGUUUAAACUUGACAUUUAUGGACUAUUUUAUUAAGAGACUUACUAUAGCACUCUGCUGGGAUCCAGUAUCAUUUACUAAAAUUCAGUCUACUAAAAAAAAAAAAAAAACAGGAGUCAGGUAGUCCGCGUAGCACACAAACCCGGAAAUGCUUCAAAUCUGACCAACUUCCUGUUUAUUUUGGCGCCUCACGUAACCAAUCUGCUUUCGAUUGUUCGGCGCGUGUUAUCGUCGCACUUGUCGCUGCCAGGCAACGAAAAGUGAAACAAUAACAGCAGCUAAGUAUCGAUGAUACUGAAUGGGUCCGUAACAAUAGAAAAUGUAUCGUACUUACCAAGUUUAUCUUUGUGUUCCUACAUGCAACACAAGUGUCUUCAAUGUUAUUGUUUACAUCAAUAUACACCCCUGAAGUCUAACAUGCAAAUAACAUUACACACGAUGAUACCACAUUGAUUUACUAACCUGUUCAUUUCAAUCAUACCGUAGUCAGCAGUGUUCAUUCUUCUUUAUCCAAAGUCUACUUUGAUGUGAAGGUGCUUGCAUACUUGCUAAUAUACACAUACUAGUACUACUGUUGAAACCCUGGUGGACGCACUGCAAGGGUUUCCCUAAAGUCUGUACACAAAGGCUAAAACACAUACUAUACAAUAAUAAAACAAUAUUAGCAUUUUUUAAUUAAAUUCUGUACAGUAUAGGCUAUGACUUUAGGGACACUGUAUAAUAAAGGUUACUAACUACAUGCAUGACUGGUCAUACACCAUAAUACUCUCAAGUAAUGUUGCUUUGCUGUUUGGCUAUGUUAUUUUCAUGUUUUGGUGAUGAAUUGGGGGGAGGGAUAUAUGCAAGUGUCACUUAACAGAGAAAUGUUCUAAUAUUUAAUAUUUUAUUUAACUGGUGUGUAAUGCUCAUUAAAUGUAUGUUAAAGACACUCUAGGUAUUUUAAAAGGAUAGGCUAGCUUGGAGGACGUAACCAAUACAAAUAAAUGGAACGCAAACAAGUUGUAUGGGCGUCAUGCAGGGUCGGAUGGGUUGGCAUGACAGGUGUCUUUCUUUGUGCACAGAUAACUAGAGACGAGUGAUCGCUGUCUAUGUCGUGGGUGUCCAAAAGGUGGCCUAAGGGGCAUUUUCGGCACACAGCUUGUUUUUUUUCUGACAAUGAAUUGAAGGUGUAUACUAUAUUACACUAUAAUUUGCUUUGCUAUCUAUAACACAAAGCUAAGAUGUUGAUGUUUCACUCCGAUAGCUUAGUGAAUACUGUGGUCAGAUUGGCUGACUUGUGUCGACAUAAGCAGAGCUAGCCAUUGCUUGCACAUUUACUUGUGACUUUGUCCAGAGACAUAAGAAUGGCUGAUAAUAAAGGAUUUCUCUUGGUUGA